CUUCCAGCGCUCUAGUCGGCACCGGCUCUGGGCUCUGAGGAUCUGGGCCGGGCUCUGGCUCUGCCCACUCUCCUCUGCUUGAGGCGGCGGCCGUAUAGGCUUUAGGCAGCCGGUCGGAAGUCGUGAGGGGCUUGGCGUCAUCCACCGGUCGGUCCCCGAUUCUCACCGCCUAUCGCUGCUCCUGUGCCCCACCCGGUGCCUGCGGGUGUAUGUGAAAGCACAACGUUACAUGAGACCGGCAACCGCUGGGUUUUAACUGCGAAUCUGAGGGCAGCCGCAGUUUCCGGCCCAGUCGAUCCUUGCAGACGAACUAUACGAAUUCCCUGACUCCAUGUCCCUGGAAUUUGCCACGUGUCGGUUUUCAUAUGGAACUCUCCCCUAACUUUUGUUUUUAAUAAAUUCUUGGAUUUUUAUCUGUGGCUAUCGUCCUGCUUAGUAGCGAUGUGAGAAAUUUGAAUCCGUAGUUCUUUUUUAUUUCUGUGGUUUUGCUUCCUUCCGGCAGCAAGUUUGAACUGAUUGCAAUGGAUGACGUAGAACGAAGUAACUUCAAUUCAGUUGAUGAGGAAAUUACUUACUGGAAAGAGCUUGCUCAGAAAUACCAACACUGUGCACAGAACACUCGGGAAGAACUGAUGGAGUUCCAGGAAGGAAGUCGGGAGCUAGAAGCAGAAUUGGAGACUCAACUUGAACAUGCUGAAAAUAGAAAUCGUGAGCUUCUAUCAGACAACAAUCGUCUCCGUAUGGAACUUGAGUUGUUUAAGGAAAAGCUAGAAGAACAUCACACGGAGAAUUAUAAGCGAAUUAGUUUGCUGCAAGAUGAACUUACUGAAACUACUGCCGUUAAAGACCAACUGCAGAAGUACAUCAGAGAACUAGAACAAGCCAAUGAUGAUUUGGAAAGAGCAAAAAGAGCAACUAUAAUGUCCCUAGAGGACUUCGAGCAGCGUUUGAACCAGGCAAUUGAGAGAAAUGCAUUCCUGGAGAGUGAACUAGAUGAGAAAGAAAACCUUCUGGUGUCUGUUCAAAGACUGAAAGAUGAAGCAAGAGAUCUGAGGCAAGAAUUGGCAGUACAACAAAAACCUGCAUCAGUCAGAAAACCCUCAAAUCCCUCCUUGGAGACUGAAAAUGCAACAAUGCAAGCCUCCACAAUGAUGCCUUCAACCCCACUACUCUGCAAAGGACCUAGCAGUGUGUUUGCCACACCUGCCUUGCUCACAAAAGAUUGUUAUACUGGCAGUCCUCUGACUCCAUCAGCCAGGAUAUCUGCACUUAACAUAGUGGGAGACUUGCUUAGGAAAGUUGGGGCCCUGGAAUCCAAGCUUGCAUCUUGUAGGAAUUUCGUCUGGGAUCAGUCUCCAAAUCGUGGAUCUUUGCCAUCUGCUCAGAAUGGAAAUCACACAGUCAAAGACAACAAUGAUAACCGGGUGUCAAAUGCUAAUCUACCCCAAUAUGACAAAGGGUUAGCAAAGAGACUUGAGUUUGGGACAAUUGCCUCAAAAGUCUGCAUGCAAGCCACUGUGUCACCACAGGGUGUUGUCAAAAUCUUGCUCUGAGCAUGGUAAUUUUAAACUCUAACAUGUUUUUAAAAUAAUAUUUUUGUAACCAAAUUGUUAUUGCUUUCAAUGGGGAUGUUAGUAAAGGAAAAGUUCUAAUUUUUUUUCUGCUGGUGCAAAUUAGUUUUUUUGAAAGCUAAAAGUAGAUUUUUCUUUCAUAUUGAAGGUGUAUGGCCCAUGACCAUUUUUAGAAGCCUUGUUCCACCUUGGGUGUGGAAAAGAGGGCUCACUUUUAAAAAGGGGAAGUAUAAAUGAAAAAUGCCGGUUAAAGUUUUGGGUUUGGAGCUACAUUCUGCUAAACUGCUACAAUUAGUAUAGUCACAGAGGGGACCUGGCUAAUUGGAGAUGUACCACUAAGGGGAGUUUUUUAAAAAAUAUAUGAAUGUUUACUUCCACAGUAACUGGUAGCUUGAACCUUGGCAUUCUAAACUUGAGAUAUUAGGUGCUAAAUUAAUCCAUUUAGUAUUUAAUUGAAUAACAUUUGGCUUAGUUGAAGAUGCUGACUCAAACUUGUGUUAGAAGAUUGUAAUGUUAUUAUUUUCUUCCAAACUUGUACGUAGAGCACUUGAGAUGUCAGUUUAUCUUAAUUUCAAGAAACUUGUAUUCAAUGAUGCACCAGUAUACAAUGUACCUGUUCUGUAUAUUCUCUGGGUCCUGUUCAACUAAGGGUAAAACUAUUAUAAUCUGUUUAAUUGUGUAAUUCACAUAUUCAUUUAUCAAUUUUGUCCUGUAAAUUCUUUGUCAGCUUGAGGAUUUUGUGCAUGCUUGUUAGCAAAGCAGUCAACCUCUCUGUUCUCAUCCUUGUAUAUAUUUAAUUUGUUACCUGUAUAUUUAAGAUGACAUAAGCUCUUAAAACAAUCCAAAUGUGUUCUAAUGCUUUAGUUGGAAACUUGUUUAAAAAUUGUGUAUGCUGCUUUAUGCAGACUUAGUCCAAAAUGUGUACAAAUUAAAGUGCAGCAGUGAGGUUCAUUUAUUGUAUACUGAACAGUGCUUUUUUAAAAAUUUCACUUGAAUGAAAUGUGAAUGGAAAGGAUAUGGAUUAUCUGAUUUAGUUCAAUGACUUCUCAUUAAUAGCAAACACUAAAGUUGUUUCUGUAUUACAAUCCAGUACAAUGCUACUGGUACAGAGUCCUGUGAUGCAGCCAUUAUUGCCAGUAACUGGAUAAUUGAUUCAAACAUUGAAGUGAUGCAAACUAUAUUAGCUGAAGAAUUUUGCAUGGUUCCCAGGGGAAAUAUUGUUUUGAUAUUUUUUGUUUUAAAAUUGGUGCAUUGGAAAGUGUACCAAGAAAAUUGGUUAGCUAGUUGAAUUGGUUAGUAUUGGAAGAGGAAGGCAGAGUUUGAAUAUCAAUAUUUUUAAUCAGAUGAGGAAUAGCAGUGAAGUUCUUGGUAAUGAAGUGCAAAGUAGAUGAACAAGAGCAUAGAAUGGAUAGUGCCUUGAUGAUCAGUGCCUUUUUAUGAUUUUUCUUUUAGUAUAUAGAAUUAGUUGAGGUUCAAUGUUGUGAACUGGUUUGGUUGUUGAGUUGUAUGCCACUGUAAAGCCAAUAAAUCCUAAGGAUUUGACCUUAAAGAAUCUAAUCAUUGAUGGAACAAAAUUCUAAACUUGGUGUAAAACCUAUAUCAAAAUUUUGAUAUUACCAUUGGGAGGCAGCUCUGAGACUGUUGGAUUAAAGAAUUAGUCUUCAUUAGGUUAAGGUCAUUGCCUUGUAAAAAGAGGUUUCUUGUCCAGUGAGUAACCAAAGCUUGUCGGCAUUAUGCAUGGUGAGCAGGGACUUUGCUAUAAUUCCAAAGCUCAAUUGAAAUAGAAAUCCUAGCAUCCACUCCACCACCCCCCACUCCCUAAAGGCAGGAAAGUGCUAGUAAGAUGCAAAUCAUUAUCAUGAAUCAAAACUGGUAUUUGUAUUUUUGCCUGAUACAAGCUGAUUUACAUGGAGCCAACAAAUCUUUGCAAAGGCAUGGAUAUUGUCUAUUGUAGAGACUUCUGAGGAAGAAUUAUAUCUCUGACCAAAUGACUAGAUUGAUAGCAUAUGUGAACUUCAUCUGCUCAAUGCACCAAUGUUCUGUUUUCGUACCUGCAUAAAGUUUUGGAUCCAUAAUUAUCCUUGCACUCAUUAAUAGAUGGUCUACCUUGGAGAGGGAAGCAUUUCCAGACUUGCACCUCAUGCCUGUAUUUAAUUCUGCUACUUGGUGCCUUAAUUACCAUCGCCCAACAACUACCUACCGUAAUACUUCUAUUUUCCAUGUGAGGUCUGCCUGACAUCAAAUUAACAGGGUGAUGCCUCUUUGACCUAUUAUCAAAAAAGCAUUGCUGACAUCCUGUAGAUUAGAUAUUUGGUGGUAUUCUUUGCCAACAUGAUCAUGUGGUGUAUUUUUGGUUUCCCAACUUGGAGAGAUGAUUGUUGUGGGGUACUACUGCAUUAGGAGGGAGACACCAUUGUUUUCACGCCUGUGAAUUCUGAUUUGCCUGUCUUCAGCCCUUUAGUGCAGUAUUUCAUAAAUUGCAAAAAUCACUUGAUUAAAUGUGUACAGUAUACUACUGCAGAUUUGAGUCCCCAUGUCUAUUUACAAUAUGUUGCCAUAUCCAUUUUGUAAUCCUGCAAUGUAUGUAAAUUUACAGCAUUUCUUAACCAGUCAACUGAAAUAAAGUUGCUAUCAU
Molecule: messenger RNA, 4206 nt
Organism: Mobula hypostoma (lesser devil ray)
Lineage: Eukaryota; Metazoa; Chordata; Chondrichthyes; Myliobatiformes; Myliobatidae
Gene: nde1
Product: nudE neurodevelopment protein 1
Exons: 9
Coding region: 522-1553 (343 amino acids)
Biological process (GO): vesicle transport along microtubule; microtubule nucleation; chromosome segregation
Cellular component (GO): kinetochore; centrosome; kinesin complex
Molecular function (GO): microtubule binding
Source: RefSeq, a predicted model, not a curated record